AUGGAUGAUUUCAACAGUGAAACGGACAGUGACUACACUAGUUACUGGAGGGACUGGUUUAUCUCCUCCCGAGGCAAUGAAUACUUCUGCGAAAUCGACGAGGACUAUCUUACUGAUAGGUUUAACCUCACUGGGUUGAAUACCGAAGUGCAAUACUAUCAAUAUGCGCUCGACCUAGUCACUGAUGUGUUUGAUCUGGACUGUGACGAUGAGAUGCGAGAAACGAUAGAGAAGUCAGCCAGGCAUCUGUACGGACUUGUCCACGCUAGAUAUAUUGUCACCACAAGAGGUCUAGCAAAAAUGCUCGAGAAGUACAAGAAGGCGGACUUUGGCAAAUGCCCACGAGUGAUGUGCAAAUCACAUCCUUUAUUGCCGAUGGGGCAAUCGGAUAAUCCGAACGUCAAGGCGGUGAAACUCUACUGUGCGAGAUGCGAAGAUAUCUAUAACCCUAAAUCCUCUCGGCAUUCAGCAAUAGACGGAGCGUAUUUCGGUACCUCCUUUCAUAAUAUCAUAUUCCAGGUCUACCCUGCGCUCAUUCCCACCAAGAGCUACGAGAGAUAUACCCCCCGGAUCUACGGUUUCAAGGUCCAUGCACCAGCAACAUUAAUUAGGUGGCAACAUGGAGAGAGAGACGACAUGCGACGACGUCUUAGAAAACUCGAGAUUGAGAGCGGAUUCAAGGAUGAUGAGGAGGAUCUCGAUGCGGGGGAUUCAGAAGAGGAGGAGGAAGAACUUGAAGAUGAGGCCGUUAUGGAGGUAUUACAGAAUGGGCAGCUGGCAGCUGGGGACCCGACCGCCCAAGUCUAA
Messenger RNA from Venustampulla echinocandica, 807 nucleotides. RefSeq names its product putative casein kinase II beta subunit. Lineage: Eukaryota; Fungi; Ascomycota; Leotiomycetes; Helotiales; Pleuroascaceae. The transcript is spliced from 3 exons. The record is from RefSeq and is a predicted model, not a curated record. Gene Ontology annotation, cellular component: cytoplasm; protein kinase CK2 complex. Gene Ontology annotation, molecular function: protein kinase regulator activity. The coding region runs from base 1 to 807 and encodes 268 amino acids.